Messenger RNA from Ostreococcus lucimarinus CCE9901, 930 nucleotides. RefSeq lists its product with no specific name. Bases 1 to 930 code for a protein of 309 amino acids. The record is from RefSeq and is a predicted model, not a curated record. The transcript has a single exon. Lineage: Eukaryota; Viridiplantae; Chlorophyta; Mamiellophyceae; Mamiellales; Bathycoccaceae.
AUGCAGGCCUGCGAACGACUUGCACGUGUGUUGCGUUCGCAUCGCGGCCUUGUAGUGGCACUCGCCGCGCCGUUCGCGCUCGUGCUGUACUUUAGCCAUAGCUCUUUGGCUUUCAACAGUCGCAGCUCGAGUGACUCUGUGCCCUUGGCGGUGGUGAAGCUCAGCGGACGACCUCACGCAAAGCUCGCUCGCGCAGCGAUAAACCCUGGCGAGUUUUCGAUAGGAGUCGUUUUAUGCAGCACGACGCGAGGCGUCGAAAACGUAGAGUGGGAUCACCUGGCGCUCACUUCCAUAAUGUUGCCCUCGCUGAAGAGCACCAUGGAAGACGAAUACACAUACUUUUUGUACAUCGGCGUGGACACGGAUGAUGAAGUUUACUCAACGCGAGAAGCGAAGAGUACGCUUUCUCGUCUCGCGGGUGACAACGUAUCCGUCAUCAUAGACGCGUUCCCAAGAGUUGGCCAGCGCAUCCCUAUGAACCAAAUAUUGCGCCGCGCGUACGAGGACGGGAUGGAUUACAUCGUCCGCGUCAACGACGAUACUGAAUUCGCCAGUAUGAUGUGGACUACGCUUUCAAUUUCAGAGCUCAUGCGAGGAACGCCUGCAAACAUCGGUGUCGUAGGCCCCAUCGUCAGCGGACCUCCGAAUGUCAACGGGAAUAUUCUGACACACGACAUGGUUCAUCGAACACACAUGGACAUCUUCAACGGCGAGUACUACCCAGAGUGUUUUGAGAAUGCAUGGAUAGAUGAUUGGAUCACGCUUGUGUACGGACACAGAUCGCGAGCUAUAUGGGAAUGGCGAGUCCAUCACCACACCGAUCACCACGGCACUCGAUAUCGUACGCAGAAGCGGCAGAAACGAUGGCUCGUCGGAAAAGUCAAGGAUGGUCGACGUACUAUAGACCUCUGGAUACAAGCGCGGAACUAG